AUGUUCAUUCUGACCAAGUUUGCCGACCUGGUCACUAUUGAACCCAAGGACUUCUCAAAGAAGAGCAUAGAGGCUAUAGAAGACAACAUCAAUGCGAAAUACUCCAACAAGGUCAUCCAGAAGAUUGGCUUGUGUAUAUGUCUCUAUGAUCUUCUGUGGGCGUCAGAAGGUCUUAUUGGCCAUGGCACUGGCAUGGUGAAUGUGAACGUUGAAUUUCGCAUGGUUGUCUUCCGGCCGUUCAAAGGAGAGACUAUGCUGGGCAAAAUCAGAAGCUCGACGCCAUUCGGGAUCCACCUGAGGACAGAGUUCUUUGAUGAUAUCUUUGUGCCGUAUCAAGAGCUGCCGGCUGGCGCGGAGUUCAACGUGAGUGAGCAGCUCUGGGUGUGGAACCUGGAUGAGAACGAGCGGCUUUACUACGACAAUCACGAGAUGGUCAGGUUCCAGGUGAUAGACGAGGAAUGGCACGACCAAACACCGGCGGGUCCAACACAAGCGGAGGAUGCAGCACUAAAAACGCCGUACAAGCUCAAGGGGAGUAUGGCGGCCGAUGGGCUAGGUGUUUGUCUAUGGUGGGACGGUUAA
Messenger RNA from Emericellopsis atlantica, 582 nucleotides. RefSeq names its product RNA polymerase III subunit Rpc25-domain-containing protein. Gene Ontology annotation, cellular component: RNA polymerase III complex. The record is from RefSeq and is a predicted model, not a curated record. The transcript is spliced from 5 exons. Gene Ontology annotation, biological process: transcription initiation at RNA polymerase III promoter; DNA-templated transcription. The coding region runs from base 1 to 582 and encodes 193 amino acids. NCBI's taxonomy places the organism in Eukaryota, Fungi, Ascomycota, Sordariomycetes, Hypocreales, Bionectriaceae.